GUGUAUUUCAGCCGGUUUCAAAUAAUAGCUGAUCUUCAAGUCUCCUCCUCCAGAGAGAGAAAGAGAGAGAGAGAGAGGGAGAAGAAUCUCAUCAUCAAUCUCCGGAUCCAAUCAAAUCGAUUACGUAUCGUCUCUUUAUUAGGGUUGUUGGAGAUUCUGUGGUUUAGAAGAUGGCUGACAAAGAGGAUCAUCAUCCUCCUCGUGGGAAUGAAUGGGAAGUUGUUUCGCUUACUUCAUCAGCUUAUGCUGCUUCUCCUGGUCCUUAUAACGUUGAGUCCAAAGAUGCGAGGAAGUUUGAUCAUGCGUACUACGGAGCUGCGACUUCGCGUGAUUUGUUCAUGUCUGACCACUUUGUGUUCCCACCUAGCCAGCAUGAGGAUUUACCAAUUGUUGAUGAUGAUGAACCUGUCUUGGAAGAGGAAGAAGGGAGUAAGGAUGGCCAAGGCUUGAUGAUGCCAGAAGAAGGUCAGGGAUUGUCUGAUGAACCUAAUAGUACUUCGAGACAGUACAUGGAAUCAGACCGGUUAAUUGAUUCUGAGCCAAAUGAGAAUGACGAGGAGGAGGAGUUGGAUCUUCGUUCUCAUACUGCAAAGGAUACACUUGGAGUUGAGAAGGAUGGUAAGAAGGCGAGACACGACGUUCCUUGCGAAGCGUGGUGGAGAAGGAGAGCUGUUUCCAUGUAUAUACGCACAAGAGAAGCGAAUGCGAUGUGGUCUUUGUUCUUUGCAGCUGCUGUCACGGGACUAGUGGUUCUUGGUCAACGCUGGCAGCAAGAGAGGUGGCAGGUUUUGCAGCUCAAGUGGCAGUCAAGCAUCAGUAGCGAGAAGCUGAGCAGGGUACUUGAACCUCUCUCUCGCUUGAAAGGUGUGAUUGUGAGAAGUAACCCACAAGCUUCUCUCGUAAGGAGUGGCACCUCCAGUGAGAUCUAGUGACAAAAAAAAAGCCAUUGUAUCAUUCGUUGCUCACACAGCACAGGUACAUAAACAAACUUGUUCUUGAGUUACAUGUGUGUGCCUCAACGUCAAACGCUUUUGGUUUUCUUCAGCCUAUGUUGGCUUUAUCAUCUUGUACUAUUAGAACGGAGAUUCAAUUCCCUUGUCACACAAGUCACAGGACUCUCUCUUUCAGUGCGAAAAGCUUCUUUCGUCUUUAUUUUUUUUGUUAGCUUCUUUCUUGUCUUAGUGUGUGUGAAAAUAUAGACACAUUAUACACUUGAUUUUCUCUUUUUAAAUUACGAAUUUUUAUUUUA
Molecule: messenger RNA, 1249 nt
Organism: Brassica oleracea var. oleracea
Lineage: Eukaryota; Viridiplantae; Streptophyta; Magnoliopsida; Brassicales; Brassicaceae
Exons: 3
Coding region: 171-929 (252 amino acids)
Cellular component (GO): intracellular membrane-bounded organelle
Source: RefSeq, a predicted model, not a curated record